AUGGCACCAAACGGGAGAAGGAAGAGCGUGAGCGGAAGCUUGAUGAAGCCGCCGCCGCCACCGCCACCAAAGCUAGCGAAAGGAUCACUGCAUAGGAGCCAGUCAGACAUAUCGUUGGGUUUCCACAGAGAAGAAGAGAAAGGAGGACUAGGAACGAUAGUGGAGGUGGAGAAGGCAAAGUGCGAGUGUUGCGGGAUGAGGGAGGAGUGCACGAUGGAGUACAUAGAGAGGGUGAGGGAGAAAUUCUUUGGGAAGUGGAUAUGCGGUCUCUGCUCAGAGGCGGUGAAGGAGGAGAGGGAGAAAAGGGACGAGGAUGGGCUUGAAGGGGCCUUGAAGGAGCACAUGAGCGCCUGCCUCAGGUUCAACAAGCUGGGGAGGGAGUAUCCUGCUCUCUACCAAGCUGAUGCCAUGAGAGACAUGCUCCGGAGAAGCACGAGGGGUCAGUCUAUUAGCCCUAAACCCAAUAAGCCCGCCAUUUCCCGUACUUCAAGCUGUAUGCCUGCAAUCACCAGGGACCUUAAUUGAUAUGUAGUAUUAGAUUUAGUAGUCCCAAUUAAGUAAGCGCCAAAAGCUUAAUAUCUAAACACUCAUCGUCAUAUAUAUACUACCCUAAUUAAUAAUAAUAAUAUCGUCCUGUGAUCCUGGCCAAGUGUAAGUUAUAAUAUCAUUCAUAAUUUCAUAUAUAUACAAUAUAUAUAUAUUCGUUAAUUUCAAACACAAA
This is a messenger RNA of Capsella rubella, 721 nucleotides long. RefSeq lists its product as uncharacterized. The coding region runs from base 1 to 525 and encodes 174 amino acids. NCBI's taxonomy places the organism in Eukaryota, Viridiplantae, Streptophyta, Magnoliopsida, Brassicales, Brassicaceae. The record is from RefSeq and is a predicted model, not a curated record. The transcript has a single exon.